Molecule: messenger RNA, 1506 nt
Organism: Pseudocercospora fijiensis CIRAD86
Lineage: Eukaryota; Fungi; Ascomycota; Dothideomycetes; Mycosphaerellales; Mycosphaerellaceae
Exons: 4
Source: RefSeq, a predicted model, not a curated record
GUCUCUGCAGAAAAGAGCAAAUUGGAGGAUCAAAUCAGGCGCGCACGUCGCAAGAACAAGUGGCGGACUCCUCCGUCUUGGCUUUCGAGGUUUAUACAGCUUUCAGGAUACCUCUUGCUUGCAUGCGCCAUAUAUUUCUUCCUCAUAGGAUAUCCGCUGUGGCAUGGGGCCGUUUACAACUUCUGGUAUGCUUACAAAGACCAUCUGGAUGUCGACGCCGGCGUAGUAAUUUUUGUUGGACUCGCCUUUUUGUAUGCCAUCGCUCCUCUCGCCAUCGCAUUCGAGAAGCCACCGGCGAUAUCAGAUGAAUGGCUUCAGGCGAACAGGAAGAAAGCUCUUGACACAGCAGUCAUCAUUCCGUGCCACCGGUCCGCGGAUGUCAUCCAACAAACUCUUGAAUGCGCACUGAAAACUUUUCCCUCCGAAAACAUCUUUGUCCUUGCCAAUGGAAACAGCGAUGAGCCUCUGGACGACACAGGUGAGAUUUGUAAAAUGAUGGGUGUCCGGCAUAUUUGGGUCCCUAUAGGCUCAAAGAUCGCUGCGCAGUAUGUGGGCACAACAGCGGCGCAUCGCUUUCGGUACUGUCUACUAAUAGACGACGACGUUGCUCUGCCGGAUAUCUUUCCCGUGGUCACGGAGCGCAUCCAAACCGGAAAGCAGAGCGAUAUGCAUGGCCAUGCCAGAGUAAAAUGCAUUGGUUAUACACUAGAAGCGACUGAUGCGGACGGAGGUCGAGGUAAUCUUUGCCAGCAGGCGCAGAAUCUCGAAUACAAACUCGCUGGGCUCAAUCGAAGCUUCUUCGGAAAGCUGGGCAGCUCAUCAUUUCCACACGGUGCGAUCUGCCUUUGGGAAAGAUCUUUUCUUGAGCUGUGCUUUCAACGACAUCCUGGGUACCGCAUCUCGGAAGAUUGGUUCUUUGGUCUCAUGUGCAAGAAGCUUGGAGGUCGUAUCAAGUUCUGCUCGCAAGUUUUCGUGAAGACAGCAGUCCCAGCCCACCUUUUGCGGGGAGGGAAAUCAGAACGAUCAGGCUAUGGCGAGAUAACCGUCACAGCUCAGAGGCUGUGGAGAUGGAACUUCUUCCUCAUGACUCGCAUAUUCUACAACAAUUGGUACAUUUUGUUUGAUUGGCGAUUGCGGCACUAUGAGCUCUUCACCAAAAUCAGCAUGUUCGGCGAGAUGUACGAAACCUUGCUGCUAUUCUGCUUCCCGUUCAUCUUUCCAGUGGCCCUGGGAGUCAAUCCGGGCUUUACGAUUGGUCUUACGUUUGGGGUGACCUUGAUGUACAUGGUCAUUGUCGGCAUCUUUGCAGAGUUUCACCUCCGAGCUCGAAAUCAGAUGGUGGCGAGGAAAGUAGUGUACUUGUACUAUCCCGUUUUCAAACUCUACCUGCGCUUGGUCAAUGUGGUUUCCUGCUUCACGGCUCUUUUCAACUACGUCCGCUACUACAGCGUGCGGCAUCCAAAAGUUAUUGAUGACGAGCAGCUGCUCCAAUACAUGCUAAGUAUC